Colletotrichum chrysophilum is the source of this 837-nucleotide messenger RNA. RefSeq lists its product as uncharacterized. NCBI's taxonomy places the organism in Eukaryota, Fungi, Ascomycota, Sordariomycetes, Glomerellales, Glomerellaceae. The transcript has 6 exons. Gene Ontology annotation, molecular function: methyltransferase activity. The record is from RefSeq and is a predicted model, not a curated record. The coding region runs from base 1 to 837 and encodes 278 amino acids.
AUGGCGGCGCUUCAGGCUGAUGUUGUAGAGCCCGACGACUUCAACGACAACGACUCGGCCGUGGGCGAUACCAAUGACGGGACCUCGACAACGGCGAGCUUGAACAGCUCGAUCCUGGACUAUCGCAAGGAGAACGGCCGCACCUAUCACAGGUUCCGAGAUGGAAGACGCGUUCUUGACCUUGGAACGGGGACGGGUAUCUGGGCCAUGGACUACGGGGAUGAGCAUCCAGGCUCCGAGGUCAUUGGUGUCGAUCUCUCUCCGACGCAGCCGAAGUUCGUCCCGCCAAACGUCAAGUUCGAGAUCGACGAUAUCGAAGACAGCUGGACCUACUCCCGCCCCUUUGACUACAUCCACUCCCGGAUGAUGAACUCGUCCAUCUCUAAAUGGGAAGAAUACCUGCGCCAAUGCUACGAAAACCUCAACCCGGGCGGCUACCUCGAGCUCCAGGAAUUCGGCCUGCCCCUCUCCGACGACGGCACCCUGACCCCGGACCACGCCCUCCACAAGUCGAUGGCCCUGCUGGGCGAGGCCGCGGCAAAGAUGGACCACGCCUUCAUCGAGCUCAGCACCCUCAAGCCCAUGAUGGAGGCCGCGGGCUUUGUCGACGUCGCCGAGAUCUGCUUCAAGUGGCCCAGCAACACCUGGCCGCGCCACGCAAAGUUCAAGGAGCUCGGCGCGUGGAACUACGACAACAUCACCACCGGGCUGCAGGGGUUCCUGAUGGCGUUCCUGACGAGGGGCCUCGCGUGGAAGGCGGAUGAAGUGAAUGUGCUCGCCGCGCAGACGAGGAAGGAUGUUGGGGAUCGGAGCAUUCAUGCGUACUGGCCCAUGUGA